Messenger RNA from Nycticebus coucang (slow loris), 3738 nucleotides. It is a transcript of the gene BKGD, whose product is annotated as chromosome 14 C11orf54 homolog. The coding region runs from base 666 to 1592 and encodes 308 amino acids. The record is from RefSeq and is a predicted model, not a curated record. Gene Ontology annotation, molecular function: zinc ion binding; hydrolase activity, acting on ester bonds. The transcript has 10 exons. Gene Ontology annotation, cellular component: nucleus. Lineage: Eukaryota; Metazoa; Chordata; Mammalia; Primates; Lorisidae.
GAGGAUGAAAAAUUCCAGACCUGCUGGGCGCUGUGGCUCACGCCACUAAUCCUAGCUCUCUGGGAGGCCAAGGCGGGUGGAUUGCUUCAACUCAGAAGUUCAAGACCAGCGUGAGCAAGAGCAAGGUCCCGUCUCUAAAAACAGCCCGGAGUUGUGGCGGGCACCUAGUCCCACCUACUUGGGAGGAUGAGGCAAGAGAAUCGCUAGAGCUCAAGAGUUUGAGGUUGCUGUGAGCUAUGAUGCCAUAGCACUCUACUUAAGGGGACUGAGACUGUCUCAAAAAAAGAAAAAAAUCUGGUCCUGUAGGCCGCUCACUUCAUCCACAGGAUCUGUGCAAUGACUGUAAGCUCCAGAUCAUAACCACUUCAUAAUAUUCACUGCAAUAUUCAGGAACAGGCCCACCUGUGUAAUUUGUGAAGCUCAGUGCAAAAUGAAAAUGCAAGGUCCUUUGUUCAAAAAGGUGGGAAAAGAGCCAUGACAGCGUUCGCUUCCAGAGGAGCACCUGUUCAUACUGAGAUAACAGCAACUGAGAACUCCUGUGGUAAUUAACCAAGAGUAACUUUAUUUGUACAACCUCACUCCUGAAGAAGAAAAUGGCUUUUGCUGAGUUUUCUUUUCAUGUGCCAAGUCUGGAGGAGCUUGCUGGAGGUGUGUUAUCCUGGUAGAUGACCUGUCCUGCUAAGAUCAAGGUUAAGAAAUUUAUGCAGAAAGGACUAAAAGAUAACUUUGCAGAUGUCCAGGUCUCUGUGGUUGAUUGCCCUGACUUGACUAAGGAACCAUUUACCUUUCCUGUAAAAGGCAUCUGUGGGAAAACUAGAAUUGCAGAAGUAGGAGGUGUGCCAUACUUAUUGCCUCUUGUAAACCGAAAAAAAGUUUAUGAUGUGAAUAAAAUUGCGAAAGAAAUCAAGCUUCCUGGAGCUUUUAUUCUUGGAGCGGGGGCAGGUCCAUUUCAGACUCUUGGGUUUAAUUCUGAGUUUAUGCCAAUUAUGCAAACAGAAAGUGAACACAAACGUCCUAUGAAUGGAAGUUACUUUGCUCGUGUUAACCCUGCCGAUGGAGGGUGCCUACUAGAGAAAUACAGUGAGAAAUACCGUGAUUUUGGGUGUGCAUUACUGGCUAAUCUUUUUGCCAGUGAAGGCCAACCUGGCAAGGUCAUUGAGGUUAAAGCAAAAAGAAGAACUGGACAACUUAAUUUUGUGACUUGUAUGAGACAGACUCUGGAGAAACAUUAUGGAGAUAAACCUGUAGGGAUGGGAGGUACUUUUGUAGUUGAGAAAGGAAAAGUGAAGUCUCACAUUAUGCCAGCAGGGUUUUCUUCCUGCCCCUUGAACUCAGAGGAAGAUGUGAAUAAAUGGCUUCAUUUUUAUGAGAUGAAGGCUCCUUUAGUUUGUCUGCCAGUUUUUGUCUCCAGAGACCCAGGUUUUGAUUUGCGACUGGAGCACACUCACUUUUUCAGUCAUCAUGGAGAAGGUGGACACUACCAUUAUGACACUACGCCAGAUACAGUGGAGUAUCUGGGAUACUUCUUACCUGCAGAACUUCUGUAUCGUAUUGAUCAACCAAAAGAGACCCACACAAUUGGACGAGAUUAAAUCAGCCGAUACACAUUUAGAAAAAAAUAAUUAUGGUUGAUUAACCAUAUGGCUGAUUAAUCAAUUCAAAUGUAAAAUCUAAUAGAAAUGAUCUGACUUACUUAAACCUCACUUUUUUUGGCUUUCAAAAUGAAGGGACUGUAUUAAUAUUCUGUAUUAUUUUGUAGAUCUGUCUGAAAGAGAAUAUUGGGAACAAAGAAACCUAACUGAAAUGUUCUUUAAUUUUUUUACAUACAUACCAAUAUCAUUGUUUUUUUAUUCUAUAUCAGGAAAAUCGGUGUUAUGUUUAUAUAUAUUAAAUAUAAACAUGAUCAGGAAUCAUGCGAUUAUUCUUACUAUCUAAAAACUUAUAUUUGUAUGACAUUAAAUUUUUUCAAAUGAAUCUCACAACUUUGAAUUGGAUAUUUUUGAGUAUUAGAAAAAUGAAGUGUUUUUUUUUUUUUUUUUUUUUUAAAUCAAGUGUUUAGACUCGUUUGGUGAGCUGUGAUCAAGGCAACUGUGAACAAGACUCCAUCUCAUUCUUUUUAAGGAAAAAAAAAAACGGGCAGCGCCUGUGGCUCAGUGAGCAGGGCACCGGCCCCAUAUGCUGAGGGUGGCAGGUUCAAACCCAGCCCCGGCCAAACUGCAACAAAAAAAUAGCUGGGCGUUGUGGCGGGCGCCUGUAGUCCCAGCUACCCGGGAGGCUGAGGCAAGAGAAUCACGUAAGCCCAAGGGUUAGAGGUUGCUGUGAGCCGCGUGAUAACAUGGCACUCUACCAAGGGCAGUACAGUGAGACUCUGUCUCUACAAAAAAAGAAAAAAAAAAAAGAAUGAAAGAAAGAAACGUGGAUAGUUGUUGUGAAUCUUUGUAUUGGAUUUUAAAUAUCCAUUACAAAAAAUAUACUUUUUUCAUGGAACAAAGUGCCAAGGGGUGCACUUCAGCCUUUGUGAAGUCAACCCAUACUCAGAAGUUGGCAGUUUGCCUUUCACAGAUUACCAACUAGUGGUUAGCCAUGACUCUUCCGUUGUUUGGAUUGCCAUUCGGAAGCAGUUUGUACCUUGUUGGUUAUUUACAAGAAGAAAUGGGAAAAGCAGCACUACCAAAUUACAAAAUCGAAGUGAGCAUACUUUAACUUAUAUCUGAAGUUUUCUCUAAACAUGACCACUGUCCUUUGUGAAAUAUAAAAUUACCGUAAAGGUUGAAAUUUUCCUCAGUGUUCUUCUAUAAUUAUCAGCCAGAGAUCAACUCUAGUCUUAUUAAUGAUUAAUAAGAUUAAUAGCCAAUCUUGCUAUUGUGCAAGAUUCAAGACUACUUUAGUCCUAAGCAUUUCAUCUCUAAUAUUUUUUGUUGUUCUACUUUGAAUGUUAGCUAUGUCUUGCAAGUAUAAAUUUCCUAAAUAUUAUUCUGAAAUAAGCACUAUUUUGAAACAAAAAAAUGGAUAAAAAUUUUCAUGAUUGGCUCGGUGCCCGUAGCACAGUGGUUACGGCGCCAGCCAUGUACACUGAGGGUGACAAGUUCGAACCCAGCCCAGGCCAGCUAAACAACGACAACUGCAACGAAGAAAUAGCCAGCCGUUGUGGUGGGCUCCUGUAGUCCCAGCUACUUGGGAGGCUGAGGCAAGAGAAUUGCUUAAGGCCAAGAGUUGGAGGUUGCUGUGAGCUGUGAUGCCAUAGCACUCUACUGAGGGCAACAAAGUGAGACUGUCUCCACAAAAAAAAAAAAAAUUUUUUUCAUAAUUGCUUACCAACUCAGGAAUGGAUUAACAAGCCGUGGUAUAUGUUUACAAUGGAAUACUAUUCAGCCACUAAAAAUUAUGGAGACUUUACAUCUUUUGUAGUAACCUGGGUGGAGCGGGAACAUAUUCUUCUCAGUAAAGCAUCAUAAGAAUGGAGAAACAAAAAUCCAGUAUACUCAAUUAUAAUAUGAACUCAGGAGAUAAACUAAUACAAGGGGGUGGGGUGGGGGAAUGAGGGAUUGGGGAGAGGGGAGGAGGGUGGGAGAUGGAGGGUCAUGGUGUAUGGCACACCUCUUGGGAGCAGGACACAAGUAUAAAAGGGACUUUAACCAAUGCAAUCAGUGGGCAGCGCCUGUCGCUCAAAGGGGUAGGGCGCCGGCCCCAUAUGCCAGAGGUGGUGGGUUCUAACCCAGCCCUGGCCAAAAAAUGCAA